CACGGAUUCAUAACAUCCAUUACACAUUCUUGCGUAGUUGGCUUUUCCAGUUUCCAGAGCAGUCAGGAUCUACUUCAGACCCAAGGCGGAACUAUCUGGAGCUCACGGGGGAAAUCAUAGACGACUGGUACGAUAAACAACAUACUGGGUGUCCCCAUCAUCGACUAGCUACAGAGGGAGCAAGAAGAAAUGCCUUUACCACCACUGCUUACAGGCCAUGUAUGUGCCAUUACUGGAGGCCUCACAGGGAUAGGGAGAGGUAUUGCUCUCUUGUUCCUAUCUCACGGCGCCAAAGUCUCAAUCAAUUAUCUCGCAUCACACAACAAGGACGAAGAGAACCUGCUGUCGUCACUGCGCACAGAAGCACUCGACGCCAUCAAGUCUCGGGCAUCAUCCGCAUCAUCAGCGCAGGGCGUUGAAGAUGUCCCUCUCCUGACUGUUUCUGGCGACAUCACACAACCCCAGACCGGUCAUAAUCUUGUCUCGGAAACGGUCAAGAAGUUUGGCAGACUCGAUACAUUCGUUUCCAAUGCCGGAAUCUGCAAAUUCGAAGAAUUUCUGGAGAUCUCGCCAGAAUCGUGGCAAAGACACCUCAACACAAAUCUGUCAGGUGCGUUCUAUGCCGUUCAAGCUGCUGCAAAGCAAAUGUCGGAACAACAGCCUCAAGGAGGGUCGAUCAUCGGAAUCUCCAGCAUAUCAGCGCUUGUUGGCGGUGCACAGCAGUGCCACUACACUCCGACCAAAGCAGGCAUCUUAUCUCUGAUGCAGUCCACUGCCAUUGCGUUGGGAAAGUACAACAUUCGCUGCAACGCGCUGUUGCCAGGAACUAUCCGUACACAGCUCAAUGAUGACGAUCUCGCCGAUGGAACUGAGAAGAAGAAGUAUAUGGAAGGACGAAUCCCACUGGGUCGGCUGGGAAAGCCAGAUGACAUGGCAGGGCCUGCUUUGUUCCUGGCAUGCGGCGAGCUGUCAUCCUACGUCUCGGGAGCGGCGAUAUUGGUGGAUGGCGGAGCUUUCGUAAACUUCCAAUAAGGCCACAA
Exophiala viscosa is the source of this 1040-nucleotide messenger RNA. RefSeq names its product glucose 1-dehydrogenase. The record is from RefSeq and is a predicted model, not a curated record. Bases 190 to 1032 code for a protein of 280 amino acids. The transcript has a single exon. Gene Ontology annotation, molecular function: oxidoreductase activity, acting on the CH-OH group of donors, NAD or NADP as acceptor. NCBI's taxonomy places the organism in Eukaryota, Fungi, Ascomycota, Eurotiomycetes, Chaetothyriales, Herpotrichiellaceae.